This is a messenger RNA of Trichoderma citrinoviride, 1578 nucleotides long. RefSeq lists its product as hypothetical. The record is from RefSeq and is a predicted model, not a curated record. Bases 1 to 1578 code for a protein of 525 amino acids. The transcript is spliced from 2 exons. Lineage: Eukaryota; Fungi; Ascomycota; Sordariomycetes; Hypocreales; Hypocreaceae.
AUGUCUCUGCCCACCUCUGGCUCUCAGCCGUCGUCUGGCCAUCUUGAGCCUCGGUCUGAACCUCGGUCUCAGUCUCAAUUCCAAUCCCCAUCCCGGUCUGAGCCCCAAUUGGUCACUCAAUCUCAAGCUCAAGCUCAGUCUGCGUCUGCUCAGUCUCCCCGGUCGUCAUCGACUACCAUUGAGCAGCAUCGUGGUGUCAAUUCCCUCCCACCUCCCCUCAGGCGUUCCAUCCAGCCUAAUCCGUCUCCGACGAGCCUUGUGUCCUCCACUGCUGAAGGCAAGCCGAUCCCGGUCGAUGAUUCGACAGUAGAAUACCGCACCACCGCCCUCCGAGAGCUCAACCACAACUUCCCGAGCCAUCGCUACGCCAAGUCGACCGGUGCCCAGAGCAGCACAUACUCGGAGCCUGUCAUUGUCCGGAGCUAUUAUCCCCCGGUGCCGUCCAGCAGGCCGUCCAGCUCGUCGCGUGGCCCCGUCGCUCACGGAUCGUCCGUCUCCGGCAUUGGUGCCGGUUCCGGUUCCCAGGUCAGCCGCUUUGCCGAAGCGGUCGCCGGCGUCCCUUCCAGGCUCGUGUCCGGAGAGCACGGCAUGCUGGGCAACAUGGUGUUGUCCUUUGGAAAGAAGCCCGUCAACGGCCGCGCCGAGGACGAGGCGCGCCUGCCCCCGGUGGAAGCCUUUAGCUUCAAGAGCUUCAUGGCCAACCUCGAGGCGCAGGGCGGCGGCAUUGCCGGUGAUAUCAAUGCCGAUCUAGACCGGAUUGCCGAGAUCUGUGCCAGGUCCAGGUACUCGCUGAGCAACCAAUACGAGGUCCAUUACACUCCCCAUGGAUCCGGGACCUCUUUCUACAACGCCUCGGCCCAUAAUGACAUCCAAGGCCCAACCCUGCAGGUAGUCUCCGCAGACGAUGAAUACAGCGUAGGGGCAUCCGCCCGGAGGCGGAGACGCAUGGCCCGAAGGAACAGCAGAGCCGUAGGCACGCUAGAGACCAUCAUAUCGACCAGUCGAUCCUCGGACGAAGAACAGCCUGGCAGGAAGAAGACCGCCUCCGAAAUUGCCGAGGAGGUUCGCGGUCGAACGGCGCAAAAGAGCUCAAGCCAUUCCUCGGCCAGCAGUUCUUCAAGCGGCACUCUCGAUGAGCGCCGUGACGCUUACCAGGAAGACGCUGCGCCGAAGAAGUCAUCAACUUCACUUGCUCUCAUCGAUCCGUCUACGAGGCAUACCGGCGCGGCAAUAGAUUCCCCGCGCACCUCGGCCACUGGUCUCCUUGAGAUACGCACAGCGCCAGGUGAGCCCCAUGAGGAACCACCCGCCACCCUCCUCGUCAAGGAGACACCACUUCCGCCCAAGCAAGUCGGCCUCUCCGUGGCAAAGGGAGCCAUUACGCACACAAAGACAGAUACUGCAGGCGGUGGCAUUCUCUCCAUGAUUCACGGAUGGAUGCCAUGGAGGCCGUCAUCCACCUCCACCCAUCACCACCACCAUCAUCAGCAGCAGCAAAAGGGCCUUGCAGAGGGGAGUCUCCGGGAACUCUUAAAGACAGCCGAGCCCAAGGGCAAGGGCCACGAGAUCCUGCAAUAG